This is a messenger RNA of Penicillium salamii, 2541 nucleotides long. The record is from the annotation of a GenBank genome assembly. NCBI's taxonomy places the organism in Eukaryota, Fungi, Ascomycota, Eurotiomycetes, Eurotiales, Aspergillaceae.
AUGGCUACAACUCAUGGUACAGCAACUCACCUUUCAGCAGGUCCGAUGGCUAUCUCAGCACCGUUGGCGGGUGAUGAUGUUGAAGAAUUUCAGAAGAUCUUGAACAUCAAGGACCAGAUAUUCUCUGGCACUCACCCCCGACUCACUGUGCCUCCGCAUCUCGUACGGAAAUCAGGACCCGCAAACGGCAAGCAUGUUUCUGCACAGGCGCAGCAACCUCAGCCUACAAAUCCAAAGGCCAAGGCCGCGCUGGAUACCCCACCCGUACGAGAUACCACAAAAACUGCCUUCCAGAACACGGAUAGUACCUUGAACACGAACGCGUCGUCUGCACCGAAGCCUGCUCGCAUGGCUCCAAAGCCUACCUCUGAGAUCAACCCGAUCUUUUUGACCAAGUCAGAUGACUUGGUGAGGGCAGAGCAACAGCUGCAAAGGCAGAGAUUGGAAAGAGCACUACGUGAUCAGGUGGAACUGCAGAAGAAGGAGACCAGACAGAGACCUGCGGUCCAGGACACGAAACCUGACUUUGACGUCUCAGAGGUUUUCAAACAAGCUUUAGACGUGGUAAAGCCAGUCUCGUUGAGCGACCCAUCCGAGUCAAGUGGCCCUGGUGAUGAUUCCUUUGACGACAAUUCAUUUUACUCCAGUAGAGCUCCUGAUUCGCCCCCUGUCCCGCAGCGAAAGCCAUCCCCUGCGGCCGUUGUGCCACCCACAGGUCCUGCUGUUCGUGCCCCAGUAGCUUACGGGGAUGAGUUGCAGCGACUUGAAGCUCUUAACCCUGGAUCUGAUCUGGAAUUGCAAGAUGCUUACCUUGUUGCUGACCAGCGUCCCUCCUAUUCCCAAAAGCAGGCUAGUCACCAAAAUGCAGAGGCUUCCGCCAGUCGAUUGCGCGAAUCACAACGGAUGGAAACCGAGGAUGAACCCGACUAUUCACCACCCGCUCCAGCGGCGCCACCAAUAGAACACCACGAUUACUCUCGUGGGAUAGGAGGUGCUGCGGGAAGACAGCCUCGGGAAAAUAUCAGAUACGCCGAAAAACCGCAGGAUCCCCGUGAACCUACUUCCCCCGCCCAUGUGAAGGUAGUGCGGAACCACAUUACAUCCCCAGCAGCACCUAGGCCAUCUCGCGUGUCUCCAUUGGCCAUGGCCAAGGCCCCUUCAGUUCAGCAGAUUCGAGCCGAGCGACCCGAAAUUGGCACGGUCCAGUUGUAUUCGGACCCAGAUUCUGCUCGUGCCAGCCCUAGUGCUCCAGUUCCUAACGUCGUGUCCCGGAAAAGGAGGAGACUGCGUGAAGGCGAUGAUGGAAUUCGCCAAGCACCGCACAGAAGACCCAAUGUAGAACCGGCGGAGACGUUUAUCAAGGAAGAACCGGUCUCACCACCACCAUUUGCCGACGAUCCCUCCGCAAUUCGCAGUCGACACCCUCAGGAACGUCCUGUCUACAUUGACAUAGCGUCCCCCCAGUAUGCGCCAGCUUACGAAAGUCGUGGGCCCCCAAUGCGAGAGGCUGUUUAUGAAGUCGAUCCUUACCACGAGAUUGCGCCGGAGGCAGGGCCCCAGCGAACCAUGUCUCGACUCAGCGUCAGACGGCCAAUUCGAGAGGAUGUCGAUCUUAGACGAGUUGCCAGCGUGCAGUAUGCACGUCAACCAGACUAUUCUCGUGAGUACAUUGAGGCCCAGCCGCGACCCAUCCGCGCCGCCUCGCACGUCGUGGAACGUCCAGUGCAGGAGCGUGUGCGGUACUAUGAAGAAGCUCCGUCUUACCCACAGCACCGAUACGUUCCCGUGGAUGACAUGCCACCCCCAAGCUACCGGGAACCUUAUUACGAAGAAGCACCGCCUGCGCGGAUCAUGGCACCUCCCCAGCGUCGCAUCGUGGUCGAUGAGCACGGUAAUCAGUAUUACGAACUGCUGCAGGCCCCACGGCUUCAACCAAUGGCUCCUCCACCUCCGCCUCGCCCUGUCUCCCAGAUGUCCAAGGAUGUCUACGAGGAGCGACUUCCGCAACAUCACAGUGCCAGCGUUCGUGCACCUUCUGUUGUCCAAGAGCCGUACAGCGAACGACGCUAUGUGCAGGAGAUGCCUCCGCCUCAGCCAAUUUACCGGCGUGUCACAUCUGACUAUGCUCGUCCUGCACCAGUCCCAGAGCGACAGAGCUAUGCUGCCCCAUAUGAUGGUUACGAGCCCUACGCACGAAGCGCCAGUGUACAAGUAGCCGAGUAUCUUCCCCCUCGUCACACGGUGUAUGUUGAUGAGCGUGGAGUGCCCCAGGAGAGAGUUGUUCGAACUGCGAGCGUUCGUCCCCCGCAGCCCCGGUAUGAAGAGCCACAUGAGGUUCAGCGAGUUGGGAGCGUUCGACCAAUGGCCCCGGCCCGUGAGCCUAGCGUCUUCAUGGAGGAGAGACCAAUGGGAGAAUACAUUGAGAGACCGUACUACAUCAGAGAACGACGCUACUAUCCAGGUGAGGGGGAAGAGACAGAUCGCAUUGCCUAUGAUGGUGCAACCGAUCCAGCCCAAAGAGCCCCUCAGCGUUAUCAGUAG